GUCUGCUCUCCGGCCAUGGCAGUCACCGACGAAGUGCCCCUCAGCCUUCCCGAGGCCCCCGCCGGCGCCUCCGGGACGUCCUCCCGGGCCCGCGCGGCCCUGGCGAGGCGGCGCGCACAGGCCACCAAAAGAAAACGCCAAGCGUCCAGUGAGGCUGCCUUAGCCAAACGGAGGAGCGCAGCAUCCUCUCUCCCAGCCAAGAAAACUGCUGCUAAAGACGCCAAGAGGAGUUUUAAGGGGAAGGCACAGAAGGUGUUUUCUCAGAAGAAGUCUUUGGCUAGCGCGAGUGAGAAAAACCAAGAGCAGAAGCCGGGCGUUAAGACUUCAUCGUUGUUUAAAAACAACCCUGAAAUUCCAGAGCUGCACAGACCUGUGGUCAAGCAGGUGCAAGAAAAGGUAUUUUCUUCAGAUGCUUUUGAUGAGCUGGACCUCCACCCACAUCUGAUUUCCACAUUAAAUACAGUCUUGAACGUAUUUAACAUGACCAGUGUCCAGAAGCAAAGCAUUCCUGCAUUGCUGGAAGGCAGAGAUGCUCUCGUGAGAUCCCAGACGGGCUCAGGUAAAACUCUUGCCUAUUGCAUCCCCGUGGUCCAGUCCCUUCAGGCAAUGAAAACAAAAAUACAGCGUGGUGAUGGCCCCUAUGCGCUGGUGCUGGUGCCAACGAGAGAGCUGGCACUGCAAAGCUUUGACACGUUCCAGAAACUGCUCAAGCCAUUUACCUGGAUUGUGCCUGGAGUGUUAAUGGGAGGAGAGAAGAGAAAAUCAGAAAAAGCCAGGCUCCGCAAAGGAAUCAAUAUCCUCAUCUCCACUCCUGGGCGUCUGGUGGAUCAUAUUAAAUCCACAAAGAACAUUCAUUUCAGUCGCAUCCGGUGGCUGGUUCUGGAUGAAGCCGACAGAAUCUUGGAUCUGGGUUUUGAAAAGACUAUCACAGUGAUACUCAAUGCGAUUAAUGCCGAGUGCCAGGAACGACAGAACGUCCUGCUGUCGGCGACUCUCACGGAAGGUGUAACGCGGCUCGCUGACAUCAGUUUACAUGACCCAGUCAGUAUUUCUGUCCUGGACGAGAGCCUUGAUGAGUCUUACUCAACGAGCGAGUCCGAUUUUGAUGACUCUGAUUCACAAAGUAGUGAUGACGAGCUGGAUGGUUUUGCAAUUCCAGAGGGUCUCGAUCAGUAUGUGGUAUUGGUUCCCAGCAAGCUGAGGCUGGUCUGCCUGGCAGCCUUCAUCCUGCAGAAGUGCAAGUUUGAAACAGAGCAGAAGGUGAUCGUCUUUUUCUCAAGUUGCGAGCUGGUGGAGUUCCACUACCACCUCUUUCUCCAGACCCUGCUGAGUGGCCCGGGGGCCCCGGCAUCAGGGCAGUUACCAUCUGGCUGGCCGCUGUUCAGUUUCCUGCGGCUGCAUGGCAGCAUGGACCAGGAGGAAAGAACAGCAGUGUUCCGUGAAUUCGCACAUUCCGGCACAGGCAUCCUUUUUUGCACGGAUGUUGCGGCUCGGGGCUUAGAUCUCCCUCAAGUCACAUGGAUUGUUCAGUACAACGCUCCAUCUUCACCCGAAGAAUACAUCCACCGGGUUGGGAGAACCGCCCGCAUCGGCUGCCGCGGGAGCAGCCUGCUCUUCCUGGUUCCUUCGGAGGCAGAAUAUGUCAGCUCGCUGGCUUCUCACAAAAUCAACGUUUCUGAGAUGAAGAUGGAUGAUAUUUUGUCUGUCCUGACAAGGGAUGAUACUUUUCAAGGGAGACGAUGCGGAAACCAGGCCGAUGGCCCCCAGGAAAUCCGAGAGCGAGCCACGGUCUUGCAGACAGUGUUUGAAGAUUACGUGCACUCCAGUGAGGAGACUGUCUCCUGGGCAAAAAGAGCCCUGCAAUCCUUCAUCCGGGCCUAUUCGACCUACCCCCGGGAGCUGAAGCACAUCUUCCACACCCGCCUGCUCCACCUGGGCCAUGUGGCUAAGAGCUUUGGGCUGAGAGACCCCCCCCAGAACCUGAGUGGCCCGGCUGUGAAGAAGAAGAAAGCGAACGCGAAGAGGGCUGACCUUCGGAAGAAGACCCAGAAGAAACACCACCUUGCCGAGAUGCUGCGUUCGGAAUUUGAGAGUGGUUUGGAGGCUGGCGGCGCCAAGGUCAAAAAGCAAAACAGAGACGCUGAGCCGGACAGCCAGCCGCAGCUCCAGCAACGUCUGAGACCCGCGCCCGGCCCGGGCAGUGGGAAGAGAAAAAAUGCCCCCAUGAAACACAAAGAAACCCAGAAAGGCUCACUGAGGGACAGGACUUCCCAGAAAGUGUUUUCAAACUUGGCCACCACGGGGUUGGGCCUGGGGUCCCGGUGGCCCCAGGUCAAUGUCCUGUUUUGUCAGAUCUCCCAGUGGGUCUUUCCCUGAAGACGGACCCGAGACUAAAGCACAGCCUUCUCUCUGGGGAGGAGCCAGCGGGGCCCGUCGGCACAGUAGCUUAGAGCUUAGCCAGUUAACCCGCCUCCUAGCUGUCCUAUGCCUUGCGUUAGCCUAGCGCGCCCACACUUAUCCUCACGCAGAUCCUGCAGCGCCCACUGCUUACUGUGAGAGCCUGUGCUGCCCGGCGGCCGCGGGGACGUUCCUGCCCCGUAACGCGGGCCUGCGGAAGGUCCAGUUUUACCCCUGUAUUGGCAUGAAUUUUGUAAAAUGGGUUAAAAUCUGGAUUUAAAUUUGUAAAAGAGAAUAAAAAUAUUUAUCCAAUCA
Messenger RNA from Miniopterus natalensis, 2712 nucleotides. RefSeq names its product DEAD-box helicase 31 (gene DDX31). Gene Ontology annotation, molecular function: nucleic acid binding; ATP binding. NCBI's taxonomy places the organism in Eukaryota, Metazoa, Chordata, Mammalia, Chiroptera, Miniopteridae. The record is from RefSeq and is a predicted model, not a curated record.